AUGUGGUACUACUUUGUCGUCGGGCUAACCAUCGCCAUCUGUUGCCCCGGUUCGAUUAAUGCUGACUCUUCUUUAUCGGUGGAGCAGGUGAUUUCACGAGUGAACCGUGGGCCAUGGUCAGCAUCUCGGAGCCGUAGCAACACGGGAGGCGCACGGAUCGUCGGUGGAAUCGAGACGAGCAUUGAGGCGGUUCCGUAUCAGGUGUCGUUGCGGUAUUUGAAUAAGCACAUGUGCGGUGGAUCAAUCAUAUCCCACUCGUGGAUCUUGACGGCCGCUCACUGCCUCGACUGGUAUCCAAACAAUGACCAGAUUACAGUUCACACCGGAAGUACGCGGCAAACGGCAGGCGGAACUCUCCAUACAGUGUUUUACUACCAUCUGCACCCUCAGUACGACAUGGAAGAGUUCCAGUGGGACGUGGCGACGAUUCGGGUGCACUCGGUGCUGGUGGGCCCGGCCUCGGUUGCCAUUGGACUUCCCGUUGCACAGGAAUGGACGAUCGGUAGAAACGUGACGGUGACGGGUUGGGGUUACGCCGUACCGUACGGUGAUGUAGUUGACACGCUGCGAAUGGUUCAGCUUGUAGCCAUCUCCGCGGAAGUCUGCAAUAAUACGUGGACCGGCUACAUCAUGGAGGACAUGAUUUGUGCCGGUGGUCAGCGAGAGGAUGCUUGCGACGGUGACAGCGGAGGGCCGGCGGUGCAGGACGGCAUCCAAUAUGGGAUUGUGUCGUGGGGUGCGAACGACUGCGGCAACGGAAUGCCCGGAGUGUUCACCAAUCUAGCGCAUCCCAGUAUACGCACGUUCAUCUACCGUACCACGAUGAUAUAA
This is a messenger RNA of Anopheles aquasalis, 831 nucleotides long. RefSeq names its product trypsin-1-like. Gene Ontology annotation, biological process: proteolysis. Lineage: Eukaryota; Metazoa; Arthropoda; Insecta; Diptera; Culicidae. Gene Ontology annotation, molecular function: serine-type endopeptidase activity. The record is from RefSeq and is a predicted model, not a curated record.